Molecule: messenger RNA, 4775 nt
Organism: Coregonus sp. 'balchen'
Lineage: Eukaryota; Metazoa; Chordata; Actinopteri; Salmoniformes; Salmonidae
Source: the annotation of a GenBank genome assembly
UUUACAUUUUUAGUCAUUUAGCAUACGCUCUAAGUGUUUCCUCCCUUGUUCCUCUGUUAACGUCUGAUGAAGACUGCACCCUGGUUGAUACGACUCGCACUUCUGAGUGUUUAAACUGAGUAAAUUCCCUUUGUGUUUUUCUAAUAUUCUUGUGCGCUAUUCCUACAUUGUUAACCCAUUUGGGACUGGUUGGUUUCUAUGCACAAUUAAAAUCCAUCACUCACUGAAAACCAACGAAAGUGUCUUGAAAGUGUAUCAUGGAUGCCAAUAGUGCUCAGCUAAAGACUAAGCUGAAAGAGCGACGCUCUACCAUCAAUGUGCUGGGAGCCAGUUUCUCACAGACCAUUGAGGAAGAAAAAGCCUUUUAUUUCUCCCAGGGCAGUUCUGUUAAGCCAUGGAACUCUAUGGAACACCUGGACAGCCCUGCUCCUGAGGGUCAGAUCCCAAGACACCAAAAAGAGACGUUGAGACCACAACAAAACAUGAACAUCAACGUAGGGGGAAAAGUCUUUCACAUUCCCAAGAAGAUGGCAGUCAGAUUCCCUCGCACACGGAUAGGCUCCUUGGCCCUGUGCACCGACCGCGUCAAACAGCUCACUCUGUGUGAUGACUACUCAGUGCUCACCAACGAGUUCUUCUUCGAUCGCGACCCAACUUUCUUUUACUACAUCUUUCACUUCUACAGCAGCGGUGUUCUGUGGGUGAUGCGGGAACUGUGCCCUAUCAACUUCGAGGAGGAGAUGCAGUACUGGGGCCUGAGCUGGAACGACACCCAGCGCUGUUGCCGUAUCCUGUUUGAGGAGAAGGUGGAUGAACUCAGGGACAAUCUGAAGGUGGAGAAGGAACUCUUAGCGGAGAUUGAGAUAAAGCAUGAUGAGGAAGGCUACAAGACCAUGUUCCUGGGUGGAGUUCGCAAAGACCUCUGGGACCUGAUGGAGAACCCUUACUCCUCGCUGUCGGCGAAAUCCUUUGCUGUUUUCUCUAGCCUCUUGGUGCUCAUCUCCAUCGUGGCUAUGACCCUUAACACUGUGAAGGAACUGAGGACCCACACCCUCUCUGGCAAGACCUACCUGGAAUGGGUAGAGAUUUUCUCCAUUCUCUUCUUCACAUUUGAGUACUUCAUGCGCAUUGUCACCACUUGUGACAUAAAGCACUUCGUCAAAAGCGCCCUGAACUUGGUGGACCUGGUGGCUGUCAUGCCCUACUUUAUCCAGCUGAUAUUUGAAGCGUUUGCCAACGUAGAGGACCUCAGUGCCCAGGAAGAUCUCAAAACCCUGGCUCGUGUCAGCAAGGUCAGCAAAGUGCUCAAAGUUGUCAAGCUGAUGCGCAUCUUUCGCAUCCUGAAGCUGGCCCGCCACUCCACCGGCAUGAGGGCGUUUGGGUUCACCCUGCGCCAGUGCUACCAGCAGGUGUGUUGCCUUUUCCUCUUCAUCGCCAUGGGCAUUUUCAUGUUCUCUGCCCUCCUGCAUUCGGUAGAACGGGAUGUUGAGGGCUCUCCAUUCAGGAGCAUUCCUGAUACCUGGUGGUGGGCUACGGUGAGUACCAAAACUUGAUCUCGACAUAGUUUUGUUUGUUCUUUAUUGUACACUUAAAUGUCUCCCUUUUGUAAAUUAACCAUGACAGUAUCAAACGACGACUUGAAUGUAAAUUAUACUAUGUACAGUGCCUUGCAAAAGUAUUCAUCCCCCUUGGCGUUUUUCCUAUUUUGUUGCAUUACAACCUGUAAUUUAAAUAUUUUUAUUUGGAUUUCAUGUAAUGGACAUACACAAAAUAGUCCAAAUUGGUGAAGUGAAAUGAAAAACAUAAGUUGUUUCAAAAUAUUCUAAAAAAUAAAUAAUGGAAAAGUGGUGCGUGCAUAUGUAUUCACCCCCUUUGCUAUGAAGCCCCUAAAUAAGUUCUGGUGCAACCAAUUACCUUCAGAAGUCACAUAAUUAGUUAGAUUGCACACAGGUGGACUUUAUUUAAGUGUCACGUGAUCUCAGUAUAUAUACACCUGUUCUGAAAGGCCCCAGAGUCUGCAACACCACUAAGCAAGGGGUACCACCAAGCAAGCGACACCAUGAAGACCAAGGAUCUCUCCAAACAGGUCAGGGACAAAGUUGUGGAGAAGUACAGAUCAGGGUUGGGUUAUAAAAAAUAUCCGAAACUUUGAACAUCCCACGGAGCACCAUUAAAUCCAUUAGUAAAAAAUUGAAAGAAUAUGGCACCACAACAAGCCUGCCAAGAGAGGGCCGCCCACCAAAACUCACGGUCCAGGCAAGGAGGGCAUUAAUCAGAGAGGCAACAAAGAGACCAAAGAUAACCCUGAAGGAGCUGCAAAGCUCCACAGCGGAGAUUGGAGUAUCUGUCCAUAGGACCACUUUAAGCCGUACACUCCACAGAGCUGGGAUUAACGGAAGAGUGGCCAGAAAAAAGCCAUUGCUUAAAGAAAAAAAUAAGCAAACACGUUUGGUGUUCGCCAAAAGGCAUGUGGAAGACUCCCCAAACAUAUGGAAGAAGGUACUCUGGUCAGAUGAGACUAAAAUUGAGCUUUUUGGCCAUCAAGGAAAACGCUAUGUCUGGCGCAAACCCAACACCUCUCAUCACCCUGAGAACACCAUCCCCACAAUGAAGCACGGUGGUGGCAGCAUCAUGCUGUGGGGAUGUUUUUCAUCGGCAGGGACUGAGAAACUAGUCAGAAUUGAAGGAAUGAUGGAUGGCGCUAAAUACAGGGAAAUUCUUGAGGGAAACCUGUUUCAGUCUUCCAGCAAUUUGAGACUGGGACGGAGGUUAACCUUCCAGCAGGACAAUGACCCUAAGCAUACUGCUAAAGCAACACUCGAGUGGUUUAAGUUGACACAUUUAAAUAUCUUGGAAUGGCCUUGUCAAAGCCCAGACCUCAAUCCAAUUGAGAAUCUGUGGUAUGACUUAAAGAUUGCUGUACACCAGAGGAACCCAUCCAACUUGAAGGAGCUGGAGCAGUUUUGCCUUGAAGAAUAGGCAAAAAAUCCCAGUGGCUUGAUGUGCCAAGCUUAUAGAGACAUACUCCAAGAGACUUGCAGCUGUAAUUGCUGCAAAAGGUGGCUCUACAAAGUAUUGACUUUGGGGGGGGGGGGGAAUAGUUAUGCAUGCCCAGGUUUUCUGUUUUUUUGUCUUAUUUGUUGUUUGUUUCACAAUAAAAAUUAUUUUGCAUCUUCAAAGUGGUAGGCAUGUUGUGUAAAUCAAAUGAUACAAACCCCCCAAAAAUAUAUUUUAAUUCCAGGUUGUAAGGCAACAAAAUAGGAAAAAUACAAAGGGGGAUGAAUACUUUCGCAAGCCACUGUAUGUAGCUUUUGGUUGACUUGACUUUGUCCUUGAUGCUAGAGAUAGCCUUAAAAUAUGUAGUUUGAACAAUACAACAUAAAUAUGGACCUUGUGAAUACAAUGUUUUUUUCAUAUUGUUGAGAAAUAACCAACACUCCCUCUGUAGUUACAUACUCAGCAUAGUGUUGUUAUUUCCUCCCCCAAUUGUCUCUUGACAUAUAAAAUGCCUGAGAAUUCAUGUCAGAUACAAGCAUUUCUCUUGUGUGACAACAGAGGAGCAUAUCAUGUUUGUGUGCGGCACAACGUACUGUAUAUCAAGUUUAGAUUCAGAUUAAAUACUUAAAGGAUUAGUUCUGUCUGAUGUAAUCCUAGUACAUGUGAAAUACAAUCUGAAUUGCAAUUAUACUGUUCUUGUCACAGCAUUUUGGACUUGUGGGGAAAGUUGGAGUACAGUAUUUUGUUGCAGGUCCUCAUGGGUCAUUUGAUAUGUAUUACACAAUUGUGUAACUUCCUCAUUUGUACAUUCACUUUCGUUCUUAGUCUACUGUAUUGCAGCUGAUAUUUCAUACCAUUUCUACUCCUAUAUGCUAACAGAGUAAUUUUUUCAGGGACAAGUAUAAUUUUACCAUUACCUCUAAGGGACAAAACAAGAUAUCACAAAUAACACAACCAAGUAAUGUUAAUGUUAAUACUUCAAUCUUGAGACUUCAAUCCAUGCUAUCUUCACUACAUACUACUGUUAUAACCUUAGUGUCAUUAUUAACAGAAAACAUGUUGAUAACGACAGAGGAAGGCAAUCUCUGAGAGUGUGUCCCUCUAACCCUGCACUACAGGUGAGCAUCUCCCAAGUGGGUUAUGGGGACGUGGUGCCCGUAUCCCUCCCGGGCCGCGUGGUGGCAUUCUCCUGCAUCUUCUUCGGCAUAAUACUCAAUGGCAUGCCCAUCUCCCUCCUCUUCAACAAGUUCUCGGACUACUACGCCAAGCUCAAGUACCAGGAGUCCACCUCAAUCAGUGUGAAACGCCGCUUGAUGCUCAAGGCCCGUCUCCGUCGCAAACUGGAUGUGUGCUUCAAUCCCUCUGUGGGUGACCUGGAGGAAGACAGAAGCCACUGAGCUCUAGACAGGAUGUACGUUUUUUACAUUGCAGGGUUUUUUUUCAAGAAUUCUCUACCAAAUCACCAGUGGGGAGGUGGGGUAUGGUCUGGAAUAAUAGGAUUGAAAUAGAGCUAAUGAUAAGGACGGGGGACACACGAAGCAGACUCAUAGAGAGGAUGUACAAGGGAGGAUGUGGGUGUCACCUUAGGUCAGGGCCAUAUACUGCCAUCUUGAGCAAUUUCCUGUUACUGUAGAGCAGUUCCUAUAAAAGUCAAUGGUAUGUGGUUUUAUGUGCAUAGUGUGUUUGUUUAAGCUCGCAGACCAGAUGGUUGUAAGUUACAGUAAAUGCAGUAUACCAUGUUACAAUCUUUGCACUAUUCACUUGCACAAAUUAAAGCU